Molecule: messenger RNA, 1848 nt
Organism: Paramecium tetraurelia
Lineage: Eukaryota; Ciliophora; Oligohymenophorea; Peniculida; Parameciidae
Exons: 1
Source: RefSeq, a predicted model, not a curated record
AUGCUUGAUUAAGAACAAUUAUUGAUUCUAAAUAUUUUCAAAUUGACAGAUUAUGAGAUUAUCAGACCACUAAAAUACUAAAUUAAUGAUUAAUAUUUUAGUUUGGGUGUGAGUUAUGGUUCCAAAAGCUUUAUUUUAUUAUUCGCAAUUAAAAAUUUAUUUCCACUUUAGUUAAUAAAUAAUAUUCAAAUAGGAAGACUUAAUUUUUUGCUUUUAGAAUAGUAUUUGCUGUAUUAGGAUUAAAAUGAUGUUUUAAUUUUGUUUAAUUUUGCAGAAUUUGAGGUCUAAAUUGAUAAUUUUUAAUCUGAAAAUAUUACCGAACGAUAAUAUAAUUUUCAUGUGGUUCCUAUAGAUUCAAAAAAUUCUCCUCUGAAUUUAUCAUUCACUUUACAGUAUUACAACAAUUGCUAUAAAUUGAUUUCAAAAUCUAAACAUGCUUUAUUAAAUUAUUCUAAAAAUAAUACAACUCAAAUUUAAACAAGUAAAUAUUUUUUUGGUCCUAUCGACCAACUUACAAUAGUAGAAAAGGAAAAUUUUAGAAUCGAUGGCCCAUUAAUUCUUUCUGAACUGACGUUAUCAGACAAUAUUCCCAAAGAAUUUAAAAUAAAAACUAUUGAACAAGAGAAAAUUUUCACUAAUGCUCCGAACAUUAAAAUGAAAUUGGUAUAAUUUGAAAAUAAGUCAAUAAUUCUAAUUAAUAACUUAGAUUAAUUUAAAGUUGACUAUGAAACCGAGCUUUUAGUUAAUAUGUUUUAAAUAAAUGAAUAAUCUAUUUUAUUUUUGUUUCUUUCUGACCAAUAAAGAAUAAAUGGAAGGAUUUAUUUAAUAGAUGAGAUAAAAUGUAAUUUAAGAUAGGAUCCUAUAUUUAAAAUAAAUAUAAGUUAUUAAACCUCAGAUCCAGUUCUAUAAAGUUUUAGAACUGGAAAUUUAAUUGUAAUUCAAACUUAAAAUGAAUUAUUAGUUUAUUAAAUUGUUGAAUUUAGCAUUAAGAAGAUCGACCUCGAAUUUUAAUUUAAUAACUUUCUUAAGAUCAAUGGAUAUAAUUAACUCUAUAUAUCACAAACUUUCAAGAAUAACAUGAAAAUGCUCCUUUUUCAAAUUCUACUUUUUAAUGGAUUUCAAUUUGAAAUAUAAGGAACGGCAACUUUAUAAAUGACUUUUAUGUUCAGUUCACUAAAAAAGCAACUUAAACUAACCUAAUUAGAUUUUCUAAAUGAAUUUUCCUAAUAUUAUUUCUUAGAAUGUAUAAUUGAGGAUGAAACAGCAAAACUCUUACUCUUGUAGAUUAUCAAUAGAUAUAUAAUUAUAAGUGAAAUUUUUAUCACGAUGUAAAAUUUUGAAAUUUCUUACAGUCCAUUAAAAUUUAUACGAAAUAGUGCUAAUUUUGUUAGUCUACAUUUAGAAUACUAUUAUGAAAAUAAAUUAAUUCUAAGGUCAUCUUCUGAUGAAACAUUCUUUUAUGAUUUAUCAGAGCAAUAAAAUCUAUAUGAUUAUAUUGGAAAAUAGUCAGAAUCCAAAAAUUAGUAUCACAAACUUAAUACUACACAUUUUCUCAUAUACGAACCUAGGGACGAUAAGAUUUUCAUUGCAACAAUUGGUUAUCAAGUUUAAAUUGAUACAGAAUAUGAAGGAAAUAAAUCAUUUACAUUAGAGGCACAAAACAGGUUAUCACAAAUAAAAUUAACAGUAUAAAUUUAAGAUAUCGAUGAUGAUCAGAUUGAUGAUAAAAACAGUGUAAUAAUCUUCUUAUUGAUAUUUUUUGUGAUUUUUGUUUUAUAUUUUCUUAUUCGAAGAAUGAGAUUAAAGCAUAGAUAGGUUAAGAACUAGAAUUUUUCUGGCCUUUAAUGA